AUGGGGACCUUUUGGCCUCCCUCUCUCUCCCGGGGCCCCCCCCCCCCGCCUCUCUCUCUCUCUCUCCUCUCUCUCUCUCUCUCUCUCUCUCUCUCUCUCUCUCUCUCUCUCUCUCUCUACUCCCUCGCCCCUAACUUUCUUGGCUGUCUCACCUCUUUUCCUGGCUUCCUCUCUCUCUCUCUCUCUCGCUGCCAACGGCCGCACGCCAAGCGGGCAGACGCUGGUUUCAUGGACAUGUCUCCUGUCAUGGGCUUUGCCGAGGCGCCCGCCAAGACCGGCCUGGGCACCCCUGAUCCCUUUUGUUACCUUCCUUUUUCCCUCGCCGAGUGGGACUUUCAGAACGACUGCAAUGGCGAGCCGCAAUUUCUUUCAGCCUUUUGUGAGGAUCAUGCCAACGUGAAGGGCGAUGCUUUGGUCAUGACGCUGGACAACAACAACUGCCACACCAGCUCCUCCGACUCUUGCCACGAUCGCAAAACAGCUGGUGCUGCCUUUCAGUCUCGUGAGUCGGUCAAGUAUGGCAACAUCACGUUUCGCGCCAAAAUUGCUGGCGGUAGCGGCGUCACGACCACCCUGGUUGCCUAUGGCAGUGCCAGCAUCGGGUUUACGUUUGAUGGGGGCAAGGGCAACUCCACCACCUUCAACGCCGGUAACGAUUACUUUGGUACUUCUUUGCCAUUUGAUCCCUACAGCGGCUUUCACGACUAUACCUUUGUAUGGGGCCCGAAUAGCACCGAGUUUCUUGUCGACAACAUCUCGUAUCACGUCCACAACUCGAGCGUCACUUCAGACAGCCUCUACAUUUGGGCUUUUCUCUACGCCUGCGGCGCCUCGUAUUGUACGCCCUUCUCGUACUCGGGCCCCACGGAUAUAGCCCUGGCCAGCGUGGCCUACACCCCGUUGGGUGAGACCCCCACGCCCAACUGCAGCAACCCACCUCAACCUCCUUCCUUCUGUGAUCAGGAGCAGAGCCUUGGCAAAUUCUACACCACCCAGACCGCCUGCUACCCCGCUGCUGCCACCAUCUUCAAUGCCUCCCUCUUUGGCUUCUGCGCCAGCCAUGCCCUGGCCGAUAACACGACAAGCUACCUGGCCAUCCAGGCCGAUCAGAACAUGAGUUGUUAUCUGCCCAACGAUUGCCGCGGCCAGGCCAAGUAUGCCGUGGGGCAGUGGCAAGGCCCCUCCUACGUGCACCUGGGCCAGCUCACCCUGGACCUGGCCGCCAACUCGGGGGACCAGUGGGGCACUGGAAUUCAGCUGGGCGACGCCAGCAACAACGUUACCCUUCAUCUGGAUGCAGACGUUAAGCAAGCCUACAUUGCAGUCAAUGGCAACCAGCAGACCGUGUCCCUGAACUUUGACGCAACCCAGCGCACCACAUAUGUCAUCCGCAUCAGCUACACCAAUGUGACUGUCGGCACGAACCAAGAAGAAUUGGCCACCUUUCAAACACCCACCACCUUGCCACGCAUGAGCAUGACGAUGCUCUUGUAUCCACGCACAGCCAUGCCCAAUAACGACAGCGUGCCACAGGCCCGUCUCUAUCGAGCAGCCUACACGGCCCUGGGUGACGCCGCGGCCAGCUGCGACCAGCCGCAGCUGACGCAAAUCUGGUCACAGGAUUUUGACGGCAGUGCCCUGGAUGGGAACUGGACCGUCUACGACAACUGCACCCAUGGUUCUGAGGAGGAACUCUACGUCUCCAGUGCCGUCACCGUGUCAGACGGCACGCUCAAGCUCACCGCCUUUUUGUUUGAGCAUAAUGAGACGGAUCAAGCCGGUCAUAGUCAUUUUGUGGGGUCCGGCUGGGUCGACACGGCAAGCAAUCGCAGCAACUAUGCUCUCAAUGACUGCGGAUCGAAGAACCCAGACGGCUUUUCCCUUCAAUAUGGACGCAUCGACGUCAACGCCAAGAUUCCCUCGGGUCAUUUCUGGCCGGCCAUCUGGAUGAUGCCCGAUGCGGAUGUGUGCUGGCCUACGGGUGGGGAGGUGGACAUUUUGGAAACAGAUAUUUGGCGGAGCAAGUCCCCGCCCUAUGAAAUUAUUGGAACCUAUCAUUGGUCGUCUUCACAGUGCUAUGCCAACUCGCAAAGCGGACAGGACUACGGGGGCUGUCCUGGGUGUGACUUUUCAAAUAGCUUUCACACGUACUCGGUCGAGAUGACGCCGCGCACGCUGACCUAUUUGAUUGAUGAUACGCCCUACCAUACGGUCACGCAGGUCAUGACCAGCGAUACGCUCCCUCAGCACCCCAUGUACCUCAUCCUGGGCAACCAGAUGUGGCAAGGCUGGAACUUUGUGGACGAACUGCCCGCUUCCUUUGAGAUUGACUGGGUCAAGGCCUACCGUUUUCAAUAA
Molecule: messenger RNA, 2358 nt
Organism: Monosiga brevicollis MX1
Lineage: Eukaryota; Choanoflagellata; Craspedida; Salpingoecidae
Exons: 5
Coding region: 1-2358 (785 amino acids)
Biological process (GO): carbohydrate metabolic process
Molecular function (GO): hydrolase activity, hydrolyzing O-glycosyl compounds
Source: RefSeq, a predicted model, not a curated record